Messenger RNA from Rattus norvegicus (Norway rat), 4465 nucleotides. RefSeq names its product PILR alpha associated neural protein (gene Pianp). Lineage: Eukaryota; Metazoa; Chordata; Mammalia; Rodentia; Muridae. The record is from RefSeq and is a predicted model, not a curated record. Gene Ontology annotation, cellular component: membrane. Gene Ontology annotation, biological process: regulation of immune response.
GAGGGGGAGAGCGAAGAGAUGAGGGGAUGCAGCCAGACGGAUGCAAUGGAGAGAAUGAAGGGAGUGGAGAGCGGGACCUUGUUCACCGAGCACUGAGGAGGGAGCUUUGACCACGUGACAAAGCUGCCGUCAGGAUGUCUGGCGAAGAGAACGAACAAGUGAGAUGUUUUCUCUUGGUGUUUGUGGGAAGACGAUAAGUAGCAAACAAAUGUAAAACCGUGCCAGAGAGCGAUGGCCCAGAGAAGAGGAGGAAACUGAUGAGGAAUGGAGACACCCCCCACCCCCAUCUUCCUUUAGGUUUUGGUCAGAGUGCAGAAGGUCGAGAAAGAGCCAGCUAGGUGAAAACAGAAGCCUCGGAGGGAGAGGAACUCAAAGUCUCCGGGUCCUGAGAGAGUGGCUUCUGAUGCUCUGGAACAGCAGAGGGUCUGCUUUGGCAGAAGCAGUGUUUAUGAAGGGAGCACACACUGGUGGCUUUCCCACUGUACUUAGUGUGUGCACACGUACACACACAUACUCACGCAGGGCGGUCAGAGGACAACUCUGUAGGAGUUGGUUCUCUCCCUUCACCCUGUGGGUCUUGACUAUUAAACUCAAUUUGUCACCUUUGAUGGCCUGCUGAGCCACCUUGCCUGUCCUCGAACGUUUUUUGAAAGGGGAGAGCAUGGUAGGGUUUAGAUUUUAAAAUAUUAUUGGUAGUUGUAAAGACUACUUUUGCAAAAGAUGAGGACAGAAACGAAGGAGCUCCUAGGAGGGUCCUUCAGUUCCAGAGGCAGGAUGAUGGUGGAUCGGGCCUCUUAAAAACAAAGGUGAAGGGGGCAGACCCUGAACAUGCGCUCAAAGUGUAGGCUGUAGCUCCUGCUGGUGAUGCAGAUACAGCGAAGGAACCGGAAAUCAAACAGUUUUAGCUUGAAUGACAAGGAGCUGUCAUUGUCCUGGGCUGAAGAGCACCGGACAGAAGAGGGUUGGGGGCGGGGUAGUUGAAGCCGUCUGUUUGAGUCACAUUAGGUUCGCCUGGUUAUUAGACGUCGGAGUGGAUAUGUCAAGUGGGCGUUGGACAAAUGAGUCUGGCGCUCAUUUGUGAAUUUAGGACUCACUGACAUUUACAGAGUGUUUAAGCCCUGGGACUGGAUGAGAUCACUGGACAAAGAACGUGGAAAGAAAAGAAGGCCAAGGACUAAGCCCUUGGAGGCUCCAAUGUGUGGAGGUCAGAGCUGAGGAAGACUAGUACAGAACAGCCAGGGAGGUUGGAGGGAAAGCGGGGAAGAGUGUUUUCCUGGAAGUUUGGGGUGCAGGUUUGAAGGCAAUGCAGGGAGAAGGGUAAGGUCAGAGGAACUUCCUUUAUCACAUCUAUUUAGUGUAUGUGUCACACUUGUUCAGGGGUCUGUUGACAACGUGAAUGCAACAGUUCUGUCCUUCCACCAUGUGGGUUCUGAGGAUAGAACCCAGGUAGUCAGGUCAAGGGAGUUUUACGAGAUUAGGAAAGGGUCCUCAGAAGUCUGAAUCUAAGUGAGAUUGGUGUGGACCAGUUGUGACCAGCCAGGGAAGCUUCUAGAGGGAAUAGCGGGGUGCAGAGCCCUGAAGGCAGGCUUCUAGUGCUUCCUUCUAGGAACAUUCGCCAGCUGCAUUUGAGGCUGAGUCGCAGAAAUCCUUAGGAAAGAAAAUUGGAGGUACCCAGAGGCUGGGAUCUACGUGGCCUCCUUGUAAGCCAUAGUACGUGUUGGGUAUUCUGUUUCUUGGAAAAGCUAAGUGCGGUAAAUGGGUCUUGAACCAUUUAAAGACUGUUUGGGCUGCCUCAGAGAGAACAAGCAGGAUCAGAGUGAAAUGGGGGAUUGAUCUGUUGGGGGCAUUCUAAUUUGUGUAUGCACUCUUCUCUCCCACCCCUCCUUGGUUUUCUUACCCAUGGCCUUGAACUCCCUUUCCACCCUGGCCAGAGUUAGGGACUCAAAAGUAUGGGUGACUCAGAAUUUCAGAACUGCUUGGGAGGUCAGAAAUCAUGGGAUCUAUGAAGCUACGCUUAGGUAGAGGGGAAGCUUGCCCCAUCACAACCUGAGGAAUUGGAGGUUGCGCUCUCCCCCACCCCACCCCCAACCCCUGCUCCUCUUCCCAACCUUGCACCUGGGACAAAAGCUGAGCUCGCAGAGUGGCAAAUGGAGGGUUAAGUCGUGCGUGGCCUACAGACGUGAGAAGGAGAGGCGGAGACCAAAUGGUUCUAGUCGCCCGCCGAACCCAGCCGAGCCUAGCCGAGCCCAGCCGAAGCGAGCAUCUCCCGCCGCCGCCGCCACCGCCGCCGCCGCCCCGCGCCCCGGGCGCCCGCCCCCCUCCAGCUCCAGCUCCUCGCUGCCAGCCAAACCUCCCGACCAUGCCCGGCGCCCCACCCGCUUCUGCGACCCCCCAGCCCCACGCAGCUCCGAGCGCCUGCAGUCGUCUCGCCGCCACACCAGGCAUGCAGUAAAGGCCAAAAAUCUGGGUCACAGCUGAGGAAGACCUCAGAUCCAGAGUACAGAAUGUGGCCUGCUCAACUGCUGUCCCAACUCCUCCCUCUCUGGCCACUGCUGUUGCUACCCCUAUCACUGCCUGCUCAGGGCUCCUCCCAUCGAUCCCCCCCAGCCCCAGCCCGUCCCCCCUGCGUCCGGGGUGGGCCCUCAGCCCCUCGCCACGUGUGUGUUUGGGAGCGGGCGCCUCCACCAAGCCGAUCCCCACGGGUCCCAAGAUCACGUCGGCAAGUUCUGCCAGGCACUGCACCCCCUGCUACUCCAUCAGGCUUUGAGGAGGGGCCUCCCUCCUCUCAGUACCCUUGGGCCAUAGUGUGGGGUCCCACAGUAUCUCGGGAGGAUGGAGGGGACCCCAACUCUGUCAAUCCUGGAUUUCUGCCCCUGGACUAUGGUUUUGCAGCCCCACAUGGGCUGGCUACUCCGCACCCCAACUCAGACUCCAUGCGGGAUGAUGGAGACGGGCUCAUCCUUGGGGAAACACCUGCCACCUUGAGGCCCUUCCUGUUUGGAGGGCGCGGAGAAGGUGUGGACCCUCAGCUUUACGUGACAAUUACCAUAUCCAUCAUCAUUGUUCUUGUGGCGACUGGCAUCAUCUUCAAGUUCUGCUGGGACCGUAGCCAGAAGCGGCGCAGGCCCUCAGGGCAGCAAGGUGCCCUGAGGCAGGAAGAGAGCCAGCAACCACUGACAGACCUGUCUCCUGCUGGAGUCACUGUGCUGGGGGCUUUUGGGGACUCACCUACCCCCACCCCUGAUCAUGAGGAACCCCGAGGGGGACCCCGGCCUGGGAUGCCCCAGCCUAAGGGGGCUCCAGCCUUCCAGUUGAACCGGAUUCCCCUGGUGAAUCUGUGAUGCCCCCCAUGUUGGGGUGCUGCCAAGCAGGAGGCCAAGUGGCCAGCAUAGCCACCAUCCACUGAGGGUGGGGCAACCAUGGGGAAUUGGGGCCAUGGUGGGGGGCUCCUAGCUCCUGUCCUUGCACACAACCUGGGACACUCAGUAAUCCCAUGGGCAAGCCCAAGCGUUUGUCCCCCAGUGACUGGGGUCUCCCAUUCCCACCCUUGCACAUUCACAUGAAAGCCUUGAUCACUCACCCACACCCUCACAGGCCAUAGCACAGUCACGCUCUCCAUGCUGCUCCUCUGCUGUGUCCCCAUUCACGUCUGCUCACCUGGCUCCGCGCUCUCUCCCGUGUUGCCUACGUUCUGCCCCUUUACAUUCUCUGUGCCCAUCUCAGACUGGGCAUGGGCAUUUCUGGCCCCAAUAUAUGACAUAGUGUGCCCACUCUGCCUCAUCAAUACUCACUGGUCUAGCUUCUGUGGCCCUUGCAUGCUGCCCUAGAGGUGGGUGGGAGGUGAGCCAGGGGCUCCUUAUACCAUGUGUCAUGGCCCAUUCAUGUCUUAUGUCUCACCAUCCUUCCAUCCCAUUCCAAGGAUGCUGGCAUUUCCGAGGGCUCCCCCACAGGAAUUGGGGUAGUGAGGCCCAAUUACUAAACUCUGUCACCUGAAAUAUGGAUUUGGGGGAGUCACCUGCUGCACUACAUGAGAUGGGGCUCCCAUGUUCUCCCUUCCCUCCCAAGUCCCUUGUCUUGUCUGCCCUGGCUGUCUGUGUGUAUGUGUCUGUAUGGAAUUCGGAGCCCCCUCCAUAGGUCCUCCACCUCCCACCCUCCCCUAAGGCCUCCCUAAAUGUACCUAGGCUGCCAGGAACUGAAGCCAGCUGGUUCAAGGCCAUUGGGAGCUCUGCCUCCGUAUCCACCUUCUCUUCCUGGGUCCCGUCACAUCCCCUCAUGUCCCCUCCUUCCCUCUCCCUUUUCCUUUCUUCAGGUUCUCCCCUCUUUCUUGUUCAUCUCUCCAGCCCUUCUCCCUCUUACCUGGCUCCUAUGCUGUGAUAUAUAUUUUUGUAUUAUCUCUUUCUUCUUGUGGUGAUAAUCUUGUGGGAUGUAAGUUUCAAAAUUUUCAAAUAAAGCCUUUGCAAGAUAA